GUCAUACAUGACUUGUAUUGCUUUGAACAGCGCCGAAAACCAGUUGAUGAUCUCUGAAUUCAAGACCAAAUUCAAACUUUUUGUAGCCUCUAACGCCCGCACCAGGGGCAACGGGUACUGUGGGGAAAUGUUUCUGUGCCAUCGCGGCGGGGCCUGGUUGGUUUAUGACGAGACACCACUCUGCACUCUCCAAAACCGCCAUCUUCAUCGCAAGCUUUCUCUUUCCAACUGUAUUUUUGUUUCAUCAUUUUCCCCGACCUUUUGUCUCUGUGGCACCAGCAGGUCUCUCCCUCUACUGUUAACACGAGACUCUACUACAUCAUCUUCAUUGCUCCCCCAAAUCAAACACGCACCCAACAAAUAACACCGACGCCUCCAACGGGAGAAGGCGACAGUUCACGAUGCGCUUCGGCAAAACCCUCCGCCAGUCGGUCUACCCGCCCUGGAAAGACCAAUACAUCGACUACGCCAAGCUGAAAUCCAUCCUCCGCGAGGACAAGCCCGACGACGAGGACGAGCCCUGGACCGAAGAAGACGAGAACCGCUUCUGCGACGAGAUCUUCAACACCCAGCUCGAAAAAGUGGCCAAGUUUCAAGAGGCCAAGAUUGAGGAGCUGCGCAACAGGACGGAUGAGGCGGCGGAGAAGCUGAAGCAUAUGAAUGAGCAGCAACAGUCCGAGGAGGGUGGCGAGGGUGAUGCUGCCCAGGAAGAGGGGGACGAGGGAAAACAUGAAGAGGUGGCGGUGGAUAAACAGAAACUCAAAGAGAUGGAGGCAGAGCUGGAUGGGAUCACAAACGAGGUCAAGGAGCUGCAAAAGUAUAGCAAUCUGAACUAUACCGGCUUUUUGAAGAUUGUCAAAAAGCAUGAUCGCAAGAGGGGGGAUCGGUACAAGAUUCGGCCGAUGAUGCAGGUCAACUUGUCGAACCGGCCGUUCAACUCGGAGCAGGCUUACUCGCCGUUGUUGAACAAGCUGUCGUAUAUGUAUUUUGCGAUUAGACGGUUUGAGGCGCCGGAUGCGGGGGAUGUGCUGCCUAUUGAUCCGGACAGCCAGCCUGAGACGCACAAUGGGGAGAAGUACACGGCGCACAAGUUUUGGGUGCACCCGGAUAACUUGUUGGAGGUCAAGACGUACAUCUUGAGGAGGCUGCCGGCGCUGGUGUAUAGUGAGCAGUCGGCCAAGGAGGUGGAUGGGAAGCAGGACCCGACGAUUACGUCGUUGUAUUUUGAUAAUGCCAAGUUCCAGCUGUAUUCGAAGAAGGUGGAGAGGGAGGCGGAGGCGAGUUCGUUGAGGUUGAGGUGGUAUGGGCAGUUGAGCGCGAGGCCGGAGAUCUUGCUGGAGCAGAAGCUGUUGCAUGAGAAUGGGACGAGCGAGGAGAGGAAGUUUGCGAUCAAGGAGAAAUAUGUCAGGGCGUUUCUGGAUGGGGAGUACAAGAUGGAAAAGUCGGUUCAGAAGAUGGAGAGGAAGGGGCAGAAGGCGGAGGAUGUGGAGGAAUUUAAGGGGACGGCGGACGCGAUUCAGGAGUUUGUGAGGGAUAACAAGUUGGAGCCGUUGGUGAGGGCGAAUUAUGUGAGGACUGCGUUUCAGAAUCCGGGGGAUGAUCGGGUGCGGAUUUCUAUUGAUACGGACAUUGCCUUCAUCCGGGAGGACACGCUUGAUCGUGACCGGCCCUGCCGCGAUCCCAAGGACUGGCAUCGGGCGGAUAUCGACAAUAGCAACAUGACCCACCCGUUCAAGAACAUCAACCAAAGCGAGGUCUCCCGCUUCCCUUACGCGGUGUUGGAGAUCAAGCUCAAGGAGGACGUCAACAACAAGCGCGGCCGUCCAGGCUGGAUCCAAGACCUCAUGGGCUCCCAUCUUGUCCACCCCUGCCCCAGAUUCUCCAAGUUUGUCCAGGGCGUCGCCUCUCUCUUUGAGGACUACGUCAACCGCCUCCCCUUCUGGCUAUCGGACCUCAACACCGACAUCCGCAAGGACCCCCAGCGGGCCUUCCAAGAAGAGGAAGAGCGUCGCGCCCGCAGAGCGGAAAACGAGCAAGUGGUCGGGUCAUUCCUGGGGACCAAACUGUCGUCGUAUAAACCUUCCCGCUCGUCCCCAGCAGCAAAAUCCUACCUCGCCGACCGGAUGGCGACCGACGCUGCUGCUGCCGCCGCCUCCCCAAAGUCAGGCGUUACAACCUCCAAUCAACAACAGGCCGUGUCCACCCCCGCCGGGGACGAAGCCGGCGAGUCCUCCCAGUCCCAACCCCUCAUCCCCCGCGAGAACCGCGAGAUCAACUACGGCACCCUCUCCUCCGUCCUCCCCGGCUUUUCCCUGUCCAAGUACAGCAGAGCCAAACGCGCCCGCGAAGCGGGCAUCACCUCCCUGCCCCCUGGAGUGACGGAACCAAAGGAGUGGAUCAAGAACUCUGGCCCGUUGCAAAUCGAACCAAAAGUCUGGCUGGCAAACGAGCGGACGUUUUUGAAGUGGCAGCACAUCUGUGUAUUGCUGGGGGGGUUGGCGAUCAGUUUGUACACUGCCUCUGCGAGCUCGAAGGGAGGGAACUUGCUGGGGGAGGUGAUGGGAAUGGUUUUCUUGGGUGUGGCGGCGUUUACGGGGGGUUGGAGCUGGUGGGUGUUGAGGAGGAGGAGGGAGAUGAUUAUGGGGAGAAGCGGGAAGGAUUUUGAUUUUGUGCUGGGGCCGAUGGUGGUGGCGGGUGCGCUUGGGGUGGCGCUGGUGGUGAAUUUUGGGAUUGCGUAUCAACAGGCUUUUGAGAAGCAUUGGGGGGGUGAUGGGGGGCAUCAUGGGAAUCGGAGUGGGGUUGAUAUGGGGGAUUUGAGGUGAGUAGAAGAGGACCGGUAUGAGUGAUAGCAGGAGUCAUAGUAGGAGUUGUAGGGGGAGUGAGAUGGGUUAUGAGAGGAUAGUGUUGUUGUGUUUUGGAUAGGUGAUGUUGGAUGUCUGUGCGGUUCUGUUUACUUUUUUGAAUCAGGGGUUCAGGGGAGAGUUUUUUUUUUUGCAAAUCAUAACAUUGACAAGCGGUAUUGUAUAUUUGCAUGGGAGGCAGGGGCACAGCUUAGAUUGUAUAACAGAGGAGGGCCUCAAUAUCACUUUUAACCAUGUGCUUCGUGAAAUGGCAUUUCUUGUGAUUUCUCUUGUUCCGCCCCUUUCUAUAUGCUACAUCAGUUAUCGUUACAAAGAAACAUUCCCGUAUCAAACAAGGCCGUUCCAUAUGUUUUUACACUUUCAAUACCCUCCCCCAUUCACGCCAUUUUCAACCCAGGGGUAUCUUGUUUUGAUAUGUAUGUACCUUACCUACACAUGAUGGUUCUACACCUUUGGUUGGUCCACCGGCGCGGCCCCCUCGCCGCCCUCUAUCGAUAAACUCUCCACCGCCUUCCUCAACUCCUCGUCCUGCUUCUUCCUCUGCUCCAACUGCGCGCUCACCAAGCCACCGCUCUUCCUCAGCGCCUGAUUCUUGGCAAUAACCCUGCCAAUCUUCUCCAACAUCUCAUCCGUCAGCACCGGCUGGCCCCUCUCCCGUCUCAGCUCCCUCAGCUUCCUAUUGUACUCCUGCACCGGCUGCAGCAUCGUGUCGACGCUCUUCCUCCUGGCCUUCUUCUCGUCCUCCUGGGCCUGAAUCUUGGCGAUGUACUCCUCCGUGUGCCUCGUGCGGAACUUGCUGUAGCGGUUGCGGAGCUCGUCAAUGACCACCUCUGGCAUUGGUGGACGCAGGAGGGUGGGGAUGUAGGUGCGUUCCUCGACGUCGAUGCGGAGGGUGUCGAUUGGGUGGUCGCUGUGCUUGACGGGGGGGACGGCGGGCCAGGGGAUGGUGACGUUGAGGCCGGGGACGAGGCGGGAGAAGAGGGUGCGGCGCGUGGGACGGUCGUAGGAGAUGUUCACGGGUUUGAGCUCGCGGACGAUGACGUCGCGGACGUGGCCGGAGUCGGGGUGGGGGAGGGGG
Podospora bellae-mahoneyi is the source of this 3939-nucleotide messenger RNA. It is a transcript of the gene VTC2, whose product is annotated as Phosphate metabolism transcription protein. The coding region runs from base 402 to 2822 and encodes 806 amino acids. The transcript is spliced from 2 exons. The record is from RefSeq and is a predicted model, not a curated record. Gene Ontology annotation, cellular component: vacuolar transporter chaperone complex; fungal-type vacuole membrane. Lineage: Eukaryota; Fungi; Ascomycota; Sordariomycetes; Sordariales; Podosporaceae.